Messenger RNA from Oryzias melastigma (Indian medaka), 2799 nucleotides. RefSeq names its product GDNF family receptor alpha-2. The coding region runs from base 510 to 1886 and encodes 458 amino acids. Lineage: Eukaryota; Metazoa; Chordata; Actinopteri; Beloniformes; Adrianichthyidae. The transcript is spliced from 8 exons. Gene Ontology annotation, molecular function: signaling receptor activity. Gene Ontology annotation, cellular component: signaling receptor complex; external side of plasma membrane. Gene Ontology annotation, biological process: nervous system development. The record is from RefSeq and is a predicted model, not a curated record.
UGCUGUGGUGCCUCGACACGCACGCAGUCUGAGAAAAAGGAGUGAAAGAGGAGCGCACAGCUUUAGGGAACCAGCGGGGAGAAGAACACUUUCAGAGGACCUUUUAUUUUGUAUUUCCUCGCCUCUUUGGGGUUAUUUUCCACCUAUUCCAACUGUUCUGCGGGCACACUGUCUCCAGUCAGUGGAGGAGCAGAAGGUCCAUCUGAACCCCCUAUUAUGCGGACACAUCAAGUCUCAGUAGUUUGGUCGGCAUGAGCGCUGCGCAAACGGACCCCCAGAAACUAUCUCCACGGACUGACUGACUGCAUUUGAAUAUUAUUUUCUCUCCUUUUUUUGCAUAAACAGUUCAAAGAUUGUGGAUUAUUGUUUUCCAGAGAUUUGGCUCUGUUGCUUCUGCUCGAAUGAGGAUAUUGGGUUUUUCAGGAGUCCGGGAUCCAAAGUAGGGAAAUAACCUCCAAAAAGCUGGAUAUUCUUGUCUAACUGGACUCCCAGUCAUCUUUUCAGCUAAUAUGAAGUCCAGCACUGUGUGGAUGUGCUUCUGCAUCUUUCUGCUGCUCUUAGACGAGGAGACAAAUUCCUGGGAUGGUGGCCCCUCAGCUCUGUCGUCGUCUCUGGCCACCUGGCCCACGGGGACUCCAAACACAGGCUCCGAGCUGGAGGCUCAGCCCGAGUGGGUGGACUGCAUCCAGGCCAGCGAAAUGUGCAACCAGAACCCUCACUGCAGCUCCCGGUACCGGGUGAUGCGCCAGUGCCUUGUGGGCAAAGAGAAGGAGACCAUGCUGGACAACAACAAGGAGUGCCAGGCUGCCCUGGAAGUGCUGCUGGUCAGCCCUUUGUACGACUGCCGCUGCAAGAGAGGGAUGAAAAAGGAGCUGCAGUGUCUGCAGACCUACUGGACCAUCCACAUGGGCCUUAACGAAGGUGGAGACAUGGAGGACUUAUCUCCCUAUGAACCUAUAGCCCCCAACCGCCAACCUGAUGAGUUUGGUUUGGCUGCUAUCUCUUCAGGGAUGCUCACGGUGCCCCCCAGAGGCUUCCACUGCCCCGACACGGAGAAAAACUGCAACCCUUGCCUGGUUGCCACCAAAGCCUGCAACCUCAACGGUAUUUGCAAGAGGCAGCGCUCCACAUACAUUACAACCUGCAGCAAGCUGGACACUAACAAGGGAGAGUCCUGCAACAGGAAGCGCUGCCACAAAGCACUGCGGGCGUUCCUGGACCGGGUUCCCCCUGAUCUCAGCCACGGACUGCUGUUCUGCCCCUGUCAGACUGAGGGCUGUGCUGAGAGACGACGGCAAACAAUAGUACCUGAAUGCUCCUACAUAGAUAAGGAGAAGCCCAACUGUUUGGAGCUGCGGAUGACCUGUCGCCAGGACUAUCUUUGCAGGUACAGACUGGCCGACUACAUGAAUAACUGCGGGAAGACUUCACACACCAUGGGCACCUGUCCCAAUAAAGACAAUCACCAAGCCUGCUUGGCCUCUUUUGUGAGGCUCAUCGGGACAGAAAUGACUCCCAACUAUGUUGACAGCAGCUCCUCCAACUGGACCAUCUCGCCGUGGUGCACCUGCAAGGGCAGCGGAAACCAAGAGGAGGAGUGUCUGAACUUCCUGCAACACUUCACUAACAACACAUGCCUAAGAUACUCCAUCCAGGCCUUUGGUUAUGGAAUGUACAACACGCCAAUAAUAAAUGUGACCGUUCAAACCCCGUCAUCUGUGUCAAAAACAUCGGAGCAGUGGUCUGUCAUUAUCCCAGAGUAUCCUGAACCAAGAGGUGGUGGCCCAGGCCUAGUAGAGAAUCACUCUCCUUGUCUCUGUGCCAGCAUCUGGGCUCGGCUUCCAAGCCUGGCUCUGGCUCUGAUCCUGGCCCAGCAUGCCUUGUAGAAGUGCCAGGAGGAGAAAAAAAAGAGGUCAUCCACCCACAAACUGAUCCCAAAGCAGAAGAUGUCAUUUCUGAGACUGAUAUUAGGAAGGAUGUGCAUCUGGUGACAUGAAAACCCCUUUGUGAAGGAGGAAAACAAGACUGAAAGUAGCGGGAAAUUAUUGAAACUCUGCAACUGUGACACUGUUGAUCAUCACCAAAAAGACCUUUGUUAGCAGAGGACAGCUUGAGAGCAAUGCCUUUUCUGACACAUGAAGCUGGGAGAUGUUCAAAGACACUAGACUUUUCUCACUAAAGAAGGGAGAGUUGUGAUAAACAACAAACUCAACAGAUGUAAGGACAAACAGUAAGUAAAAUGGUAAAGAGCUCCAGCCAAAAAAAAAAAAAACACACACACAGAAGGAAAGUUUUUGUUGCUUUGGUUGGGGUCAUGACUUACUCUUCUCUUGGAGGAAUAAACCACAAAGUUCAGUGGAUGAUUAAAUGUCUUUUCAACAAUUGUGUAAACUCUAAACUGUAAAGCCUCCUCGGUGUUUUAAAUGUUGGUAUACUGUAGUACCUGUGAUCAUAUUCAGUCUGACAGUACACCUUUGAAGCAGGCCAGAGAUGUUAACAUUUAAUGGUUCUAUGGUCAUUUUGAGAUGUUUGUCGUUAACCGUGGGUGUUCUCACAGCCACCUGCAUAUGUGUAUAACUAUGCCUUCAUAUAUAUUUCAAAAUAUAUAUAUAUAUCUAAAAACAACACCUUUCUUUCAUUUAGCUCAAUUGUAUCCAGUACCUGGAAAGGACAUGAAUAUCUGCUAAGAUUGCUUAGUAAUGGAAGGCCGUCAUGAUCUGCAUUUAUAGUCAUCUAUUAAAGCUUAAACACAAACUAUGUAUAAAGUGAUUAAAUUAAAAGAACCGUCUUCGAAAGCCA